Molecule: messenger RNA, 1899 nt
Organism: Neltuma alba
Lineage: Eukaryota; Viridiplantae; Streptophyta; Magnoliopsida; Fabales; Fabaceae
Product: scarecrow-like transcription factor PAT1
Source: RefSeq, a predicted model, not a curated record
CACAGAGAAUCUUGUUCCAUGGGGAUUUCCAAGCUUUGAAUCCCACUACACAAUGAUAUGGUACAUAUAAUUUUCUAUGGUUUAUGCAUAAUCCAGACGUCUUCAUUACAGAUCAACGUGAUAUAGUUAAAGAAAAUUCAAGCCCUCCUGUUUUAUUGUCAUGAGAACCGGUUGCCAAUAUUGUUCGGGUGCUUCAGUCACUCUGUUAUAGUAGAGACACUAAUUUGAUACUCUGGUAUCUAUUUUUACAAUGCAAGCAUCCGAACGUCAUAGAAGUUCAAGCAUGCACUAUCAACUGAUGCAACAAACUGAGGCCUACUGCUUACCGCAGUAUCAAGCGCUAUACGGAAAUGACAUUAGAAGCCAUGGGACCCACUUUUCUACUCCAUGUUCUUCUGAACUCUAUUGCACAUUGGAGUCCUCCUCUGCGACUGGGAUUUUCCAUGUUUAUGACUCGCCUUCAACUGUCAGUUUCUCGCCUAGUGGGAGCCCAAUCUCGCAGCAAGAUUCUAAAUCAUACUCGUACCCAUCUGAUCAACAUCAGUCUCCAGACAAUACUUACAGCUCUCCAAUGAGUGGUUCCUGUGUAACUGAUGAUUUGCAUAGCUUCCAGCACAAAUUGCGAGAGCUGGAAAGUGUAAUGUUUGGCCCUGACUCUGAUAAUAUUGAUAGCUAUGACAGCACCAUCAAGGAAGGAAUUAACUUUCUUUGGCCUGAAAUGGAUGGCUGGAGGCAAACAAUGGCGGUAAUUUCUAGUAAGGACCUGAUACAGGUUCUAGUCGCAUGUGCAAAAGCCGUUUCAGAUAAUGAUUUGUUAAUGGCUCAAUGUUUGAUGGAUGAAUUACGCCAAAUGGUGUCAGUUUCUGGUGAACCAAUUCAUAGGUUGGGAGCAUAUAUGUUGGAAGGGCUUGUAGCUCGAUUGUCUGCCUCGGGGAGUUCAAUCUACAAGGCUUUAAGAUGCAAAGAACCGGCGAGUGUUGAGCUUCUCUCAUAUAUGCACAUACUUUACGAGGUCUGCCCCUACUUCAAAUUUGGUUACAUGUCUGCAAAUGGAGCCAUUGCUGAAGCUAUGAAAGAGGAGAGAGUUCAUAUUAUUGAUUUCCAAAUUGCUCAGGGAAGCCAAUGGAUUACUUUGAUUCAGGCUUUUGCUGCUAGACCUGGGGGACCACCCCACAUCCGAAUUACAGGUAUUGAUGAUUCUACAUCAGCUUAUGCUCGUGGAGGAGGACUAAACAUAGUGGGAAAGAGACUAUCAAAGUUGGCUGAGAAAUUCAACGUGCCAUUUGAAUUUCAUGCUGCAGCUAUCUCUGGCUGUAAUGUUCAGCUGCAUAAUCUCGGGGUUCGACCAGGGGAGGCUCUCGCUGUGAAUUUCGCAUUCAUGCUACAUCACAUGCCUGACGAAAGUGUCAGCACCGAGAAUCACCGUGAUCGACUGCUGCGCUUGGUGAAGAGCUUGUCUCCGAAGGUGGUGACACUUGUUGAGCAAGAAUCAAAUACAAACACUGCACCUUUCCUCCCUCGCUUCCUCGAAGCUCUGGACUACUACAAAGCUAUGUUCGAGUCGAUUGAUGUGACUCUUCCCAGAGAUCACAAAGAGCGAAUUAAUGUGGAGCAGCAUUGCUUGGCGAGAGAUGUUGUUAACAUCAUAGCUUGUGAAGGAGUCGAGAGGGAGCGGCACGAGGUGCUCGGCAAGUGGAGGGCCAGAUUUGCAAUGGCUGGUUUCACGCCUUACCCUCUGAGCUCAUUGGUGAAUAGUACCAUUAAGAAGCUGCUUGAGAAUUAUUCUGAUAGAUAUACACUUCAAGAAAGAGAUGCUCUCUAUCUGGGUUGGAUGAAUAGAGAUUUAGUAGCUUCUUGUGCUUGGAAGUGAGAACUGGGCAUUCUGCGAAGUUCUUUUUG